Molecule: messenger RNA, 4777 nt
Organism: Nerophis lumbriciformis (worm pipefish)
Lineage: Eukaryota; Metazoa; Chordata; Actinopteri; Syngnathiformes; Syngnathidae
Gene: pear1
Product: platelet endothelial aggregation receptor 1
Cellular component (GO): membrane
Molecular function (GO): protein binding
Source: RefSeq, a predicted model, not a curated record
CUCUCUGGUUCUUCCCUCACAACCUCCAAACUACUUUGUGCAACAAGAUCCAUGCAAACCUUUUGUAACUAAAGUUUGUUCUUUCUUUUUCUGUUUCUGGUGGGACUCUUUGUAAAGAGUUUGGACUGCGGGACCACCAGGAGACCACCAGCGGGACUUCUCUGCUGCAGGCAAGGACCAUGCUGACCGUGCACAACGUCUUGCUUCUGCUCUUCUUCUUGCUAAGCCUGGCCUGCUCCCUCAACCCCAGAGACCCCAAUGUGUGCAGUCUGUGGGAGAGCUUCACCACCUCAGUCAAGGAGUCGUACUCGCAUCCUUACGACCAUGUGACCGAGGAGCCCUGCUCGGACCCUGGGACCAACUACAGAUGCCCGCGUCACAGGAUCACCUACAAGAGCGCAUACAGGCAGGCGGUGAAGACGGACUACCGCAAGCGCUACCAGUGCUGCCCGGGCUACUACGAGAGCGCCAACACAUGUGUUGCUCGCUGCACCCAGGAGUGCGUCCACGGCCGCUGCGUGGCUCCAGACCGAUGUCAGUGCGAGGGAGGCUGGCGAGGCCACGACUGUUCAAGCGCCUGUGGCGACAAGCAGUGGGGUCCACGCUGCGGUCAGCAGUGCAAGUGCAAGAACGGCGCCCUCUGCGAUCCGGGCAAGGGGACGUGUCAGUGCCCGCCGGGCUACAUUGGGCGCUACUGCGAGAAAGCUUGUCCCGCCGGCACCUUCGGCAAGAACUGUGUGCAGAAGUGCAAGUGUGGGACGGGAGGAUUGUGCGAUAAAGCCAGCGGGGAGUGCUCGUGCCGCGACACUUUCACCGGCACCUUUUGUGAGAAGACGUGCUCCAGGAAGUGUCCAGCGCGAUGUCCCUGUCAGAAUGGAGGCAUCUGCAGGGGCAAAGGGGUGUGUGCAUGUCCUCCUGGAUGGACGGGUUCCGUCUGCACGGAGCCGUGUCCUGAGGGCCGCUACGGACCCAACUGUGCCCAGGAUUGUGUCUGCCACAAUGGAGGCAAAUGUCACCCUGAGACUGGACACUGCAAAUGUGCCAAAGGUUUUACUGGGAACAGGUGCAGCGAGGAGUGUGUGGUGGGCUCGUACGGCCAGGACUGCCAGGGCGUGUGCGACUGUGCUAACGGCGCUCGCUGCUACAACAUCGACGGAGGCUGCCUGUGCGAGCCCGGCUUCAGUGGCCCCAACUGCCAGGACAGGAUGUGCGCUCACGGCAAAUACGGCAUGCACUGCGAGCGCACCUGUCUCUGCCAGGACCAGCACACACUCAGCUGCCACCCGAUGAAAGGCGAGUGCACGUGCCAAGCAGGCUGGGCCGGGCUGUACUGCAACGAAACCUGCGCCCACGGUUUCUAUGGCAACGGCUGCCAAGAGCCUUGCCUGUGUGUCAAUGGCGGCGUGUGCGACGGUGCCAGCGGACAAUGCCAGUGUACACCUGGAUAUAAGGAAGUUCACUGCCAGAGUCCUUGUAAAAGCGGCACCUUCGGCAAAAACUGCUCUCUGGAAUGUUCCUGUAAGAACUUUGUGGACUGCUCGCCCAUUGAUGGGGCGUGUUUCUGCAAAGAAGGCUGGCGAGGACCAGACUGCUCGCUCCCCUGCUCGGAGGGAACAUGGGGCCCGGGCUGCAACGCCACCUGUCAGUGCGCCAACGGGGCCAAAUGCAGACCGACGGAUGGAUGGUGCACCUGCACGGCCGGCUGGCAGGGGGCGCACUGCGAGCAGUCAUGCCCGGUGGGUUGGUUUGGGCCCGGCUGCCUGAAGAGGUGCGACUGCGUCCACGCCGACGCUUGCCAAGCGACCACGGGGAAGUGCCAGUGCCUGCCAGGCUGGUGGGGCCCGCGCUGCAGUCAGCCAUGCUCAGAGGGCCUGUGGGGGCGCCACUGCAACCACACCUGCUCCAAGCACUGUCCCAACAGCGACAGGUGUGUGCGGGAAACAGGAGCGUGCGUGUGCGGUCCAGGCUACUGGGGGGUCAGCUGUCAGAACAAGUGCAGAGCCGGCACGUACGGCCAGCAGUGCAGCUCGCCCUGCCCGUCCUGCGGUGGGUCCUACCGCUGCCACCAUGUGAGCGGAGAGUGCGACUGCCUUGCCGGGUACACGGGCCACGACUGCCAUCAAGUUUGUCCACCUGGCUACUACGGCCAGCAGUGUUCCCAGGUGUGCCCGCGCUGCGCCAACAACGCCACCACGUGCCGGCACACAGACGGGCAGUGCCAGUGUCUGCCCGGCUGGACGGCCCCCGACUGCUCCAUACCUUGCAGUCCUGGGCGCUUUGGCACCUUCUGUUCUCAGACCUGCUCCUGUGCCGCCAACUUCCUGUGCCACCAGGUCACGGGGGACUGUCAACAAGACCCUCCAGAGCCAGGCAGUGUCAUGGUUCCUCUUCCUCCGGGCGAGAGGGAGUCGUGGGCGGCCAUCAGCGGCGUGGUGGCGCUGGUCAUCCUGGUGGUUCUGCUGCUGGUUCUGCUGCUGCUCUACCGGCGCCAGCAGAAGGUCAAGCAGAACAACACACCCACCGUCUCCUUCUCUGCCAGCCGCACCGUCAACUCGGAAUACGCCGUUCCAGAUGUUCCACACAGCUACCAUCACUACUACUCCAACCCCAGCUACCACACGCUGAGGGACAACCGGCCGCCGCUGCCUCACCUGCCCAACAACCAUGAUCGCACCAUCAAGAACACCAACGAGCAGCUGUUGUGCAGCGUGAAGAACAUGCAGCGAGAUGGCCACGCCCUCUUCAACGCCACGCUGCCUGCAGACUGGAAACACCAGCAGGAUCGCAAAGAACCAGGAGUGUUUGGAAUGGAUCGCAGCUACAGCUACAGCGCCAGCCUAGGCAAAUAUUUCCACAAAGAACUGAAGGAUGCGGCGAUGGCGAGCAGCAGCUCUCUGAACAGCGAGAAUCCUUACGCCACCAUCAAGGAGCUCCCAGAGAGCAGCUACAUGGAGAUGAAGGCGGCCGUGCCCAGAGAGCGAGCUUACACCGACAUUAGCCCAGCGCCUCUCUUCAACUCCGCCUCCUUGCACAGAAUGCGACAGAACUCUGUGGGCCACGCCCCCCUGGAAGACCCCCACAGUCACUACGACCUCCCCGUCAACAGCCACAUCCCUGGACACUACGACCUACCUCCCCUUCGCCGCCCCCCCCUCCCCCAGGAUGACGCCUCAGUGAUGUCACGGCAGAACUCCACACUUCCCCCAGGUGGAGGGCGGUAGGACUCCAUACUGCCCCCAGGUGGAGGGCGGUAGGACUCCAUACUGCCCCCUUGUGGAGGGCGGUAGGACUCCAUACUUACCCCAGGUGGAGGGCGGUAGAACUUCAUACUGCCCCCAGGUAGAGGGCGGUAGAACUUCACACUUCCCCCAGGUGGAGGGCGGUAGAACUUCACACUGCCCCCGGGUGGAGGGCGGUAGGACUCCAUACUGCCCCCAGGUGGAGGGCGGUAAAACUCCAUACGUUGUGGGCAAGAAAAAGAGGCUUGAAAGCUGUAAUGUUUUCAUUCACUUGAAAAAACAUGCUGUUAGCGUUCAUGUUAGCACAUUUACUUUGAUUUCUCUUCAGCUUCCCAAAGACUUCCAAGUCUAAUGUAAAUGUGUAAUUAUGACUUUUUCAACCAACUGUGGAUAUAUUUGUACAAGUACUUUGGAAGUCAUGCACUUUAGUUCAAAAACAAACCAAGACAGAACACAAGACAAUUAGUAACUAAUAUCAUAUCUGGCAGGGGCUGUUAUGUACUCAACUGCAGAGAAUGUCAGGCAUCUAUUAGGGGUUAGACGUUUUUAACCCCGCCUACAAUAAUCAUCACUAAAACCUACUUCUUGUCUCAACACUCGAGACCAAGGGUGUCUAAACUUCAUCCGCGAGGCCUGCAUACUGUCAGACAUUUUUGUAUUCGUAUAUUGUUUUGUGUAAAAAGGCUAGAAAAAGUUGUUUAAUUGUAUUCCUAUCAUGUAUAUUGUUUAGUUGUAUUCCUAUCAUGUAUAUUGUUUAGUUGUAUUCCUAUCAUGUAUAUUGUUGUAUUCUCAUCAUGUAUAUUGUUUAGUUGUAUUCCUAUCAUGUAUAUUGGAACAAACAUUAGCCUGUAAGUCGCACGCUAUACUUCCAAUUCAUCAGUUUGCUUUAGCAACUUUAUUUUCGCUAAAUGUUUAAACUUUGACUCUUUUUGAGUCAAAACAAUUAUUUGAGGGCAGCACGGUGGAACAGGGGUUAGUGCAUGUGCCUCACAAUACAAAGGUCCUGAAUUCAAUCCCGGGCUUGGGAUCUUUUUGUGUGGAGUUUGCAUGUUCUCCCCGUGACUGCGUGGGUUUUACUCCGGCUUCCUCCCACCUCCAAAGACAUGCACCUGGGGAUAGGCCCCUCCCACUUCCAAAGACAUGCACAUGGGGAUAGGCCCCUCCCACCUCCAAAGACAUGCACCUGGGGAUAGGCCCCUCCCACCUCCAAAGACAUGCACCUGGGGAUAGGUUGAUUGGCAACACUAAAUGGUCCCUAGUGUGUGAAUGUUGUCUGUCUGUGUUGGCCCUGUGAUGAGGUGGUGACUUGUCCAGGUUGUACCCCACCCUCCGCCCGAAUGCAGCUGAGAUAGGCUCCAGCACCCCCCGCGACCCCGAAAGGGACAAGCGGUAGAAAAUGGAUGGAUGUAUGGACAAUUAUUUGAGGAAAUACAGGAGAAAAAACAUCGUCUGUCCAAUGAAUCCUUCGCCUACUUGACUGUUGCUACGCCAAUCAAUGAAUCCUUCGCCUACUUGACUGUUGCUACGCCAAUCAAUGA